Molecule: messenger RNA, 3561 nt
Organism: Arachis ipaensis
Lineage: Eukaryota; Viridiplantae; Streptophyta; Magnoliopsida; Fabales; Fabaceae
Source: RefSeq, a predicted model, not a curated record
AUAGUUCCUUAUCUAGUUUCUUGAAACACUCCAAAGUCCAAACCCUUACUCAGUUACUCCCUUGAGUCCCUUCUCACUCUCACUGUGCUAUGCUGAUGCCACUUCCACUACCACAUGUUCAACAAACCAACCUAAACCAAAUGCUUCUUUCUCCACCGUCACCCUCUCCUCGCUGCGGCUGCUGCAAUGUGUUCUCUCUCCACGGUCGCUGUUGCUCUGUAAUCUCUCUCCACCGUCGCUGCAACCUCUGAGCUCGUCCCCAUCUCUGCCUGUGCUCUCUUGUAGUUUUCUGUGCCUACGCCGCUUCUCUGAUUUCGCCGCAAGUCACCUCUCACCUUCGUUGCUGCUCUGCUCUCUGCUCGCCCAGUCUCCGUCACUGCCUUUAUACUCUGUCGCCGCGGGUCGGAUCUCUCCACCGAAAUGCUCUCUUCAAUAUAACUUUGCUCUGCUCCCACCUCACACCACAACCGCAAAAUAACAUGGAAACCAGCAGCACCCACAAUGGGAGUAGCAUGAUGUGGUUUUUCAAGGAUAGAGGGCUUGAUGAUAAUAGCAUACAAGGAAUUUUCAGAAGGUGCAAACGCCUUGAGAGUGUUAACAAAGAGAGAGCAAAUGAGAAUUGGGAAUACUUGAGAAGCAUUGGAAUUCAAGAAAGAAAGAUUCCAUCUGUUGUUUCGAAAUGCCCCAAGAUCCUCGCUCUCGGCCUCAAUGAGAAGAUUGUCCCCAUGGUUGAGUGUCUCAGGACAUUAGGAACAAAGCCCCAUGAAGUCACCUCUGCCAUAGCCAAGUUCCCUCACAUACUCUCACACAGUGUCGAAGAGAAACUUUGUCCCCUUUUGGCCUUCUUUCAGGCGUUAGGCAUACCCGAGAAGCAACUAGGGAAGGUGAUACUGCUCAAUCCUCGGCUUAUCAGCUACAGCAUCGAAACAAAGCUGAAGGAGAUUGUGGACUUCCUUGCUAGCCUUGGUCUAAAUAAAGAUGGAAUGAUUGGAAAAGUCAUAGUCAAGGACCCGUUUAUAAUGGGUUAUAGUGUUGAUAAGAGACUCCGACCAACUUCAGAGUUUCUGAGGUCAAUAGGCCUGAGUGAGUUAGAUCUUCAGGCGGUGGCUGUGAACUUCCCAGCAAUCUUAAGUAGAGAUGCGAAAAAGGUUUUGAUGCCCAAUUAUGAUUUCUUAAAGAAAUGCGGAUUUCAAGACAAACAAAUAGCUGCUUUGGUUGUUGGUUUUCCUCCUAUUCUGAUCAAGAGCAUACAGAACUCUUUAGAGCCCAGGAUUGGAUUUUUAGUGGACGUGAUGGGGAGACAAGUGGAUGAAGUCGUUGAUUAUCCCUGCUUCUUUCGUCAUGGCCUGAAGAGAAGAUAAUGGGGUUUCCUCUGUCACCAUGUCGUGAUGGCAAUGAGAUCUUGUGAGUGCUGUUGUCCUAUAUACACUUGUUUUUUGGCAUGUUAAAUUCGUUGCAGUAAGUUUCAUGAAUUGUGAAAGAAGAUUUAGGUAAAGAAACUCGGUCAAUAUCUGAUUGAGUUAAAUCAGAUUGUAAAGAUAAUAAAGAGUAGUUAUAUUCUAUUAGGAAGUUAGUUAUAAUUGUCCCUAUUAUCGGUAGACAUAAGUAAUUGAGUCAGUGAUAUAUAUAGACAUAGUUGUAUCAGUAAUUCAUUCAAUACAGAAUUCGCAUUACAGUAUAACACUUUCCUUUCCCUUCUAUUCUCAUUGACAAGAAUGUGAAUUCUGAGUCUACUAAUUCUGCCGCUUUCUCUGAUGUUAUAUCUACUAUCUCUGCUCUUUGCUCCUUCACUAUUGAUCCUGCUACUUCUAUAUCUCGUCCUGGUUCUCAAACUCCCUCUCCUAGUCCUGAGUCUGAUAAUACUGUCUCUUGUUCUCCUCCUUCCUCUGGCACUCAGCCUCAAACUCUUAUUGGAAUUUUGCUGCCAAAAGAAUUCUAAAGGGGAGGUUAUUAGACACAAGGCUAGACUUGUUUUACUCUAACUGCAGGAGUUGACUUUGAUCAGGUAUUUUCCCUUGUAAUCAAGCUAGUAACCAUCCGGUUGAUUCUCAUCUUAGCAUUUUCUAAGGGUUAUGAUUAAACAAUAUGAUUUUCAUAAUGCUUUUUCAAAUGACAUACUGCGUGAGACUGUAUAUGACCCAACCUCUAGGAUUUACUCAUGCUAACCCCCAUCUAGUUUGCAAAUUGAAUAAAGCUAUAUAUGGGCUUAGACAAGCUCCACAUGCUUGGUAUCUUGGUUUUAAUUGUACCAAUUCUGAUUCUUCUCUAUUUGCUAGGUUUACUACAAAUUCUAUUACUUAUUGAUUUAUGUUAAUGACAUGUUUGUUACUGGAAAUAAUAAAAUAGAAAUUACAUAUGUUCUUAAGCAGCUGCAUUCUACAUUUUUACUCAAGGAAUUAGGGGAUUGGAUUCUUGGUAUUGAAGUCUCACAUCUCUUAAUCAAACUAAAUAUAUAAAAGAUUCAUUGGUAAAAGCUGGUAUGAAUGACUCUAAACCUAUGAACACUCCUAUGAUAAGCUCAUCUAGACUAACAGCAGAGGCAUGUACUCCCUUUGAAGAUUCUACGUUAUUUCGUUCUAUUCUGGGGAAAUUGCAACAUGCAACAAUUACUCGCUUGGAUAUUUUGUUUUCAGUGGACAAGAUUAGCCAAUAUAUGGCUAAUCAAUAUUAAGAACACUGUAUGACAGUAAAAAGGGUCUUAAGAUAUCUUCUUGCUUCUGCUGAUUUAACUCUCCAAUUUCUUAAAUCUAUCGAUUUACGCUUAACUGUAUUUUUAGAUUCUGAUUGUGCAGUUGACUUGGAUGAUCGGAAGUCCAUUUCAGGUUAUUGCGUCUAUUAUGGUCCCAAUCUAGUUUCAUGGAAAUGCAGCAAACAAACCACCGUUAGUCGCAGUGAGGUAAAGCUUAGAGCACUUGUAGCAGUAUUUUCUAGCUCAUUUGGAUUCAAAGUUUGGAAUUUGGAUCAUCUAAAUUUUGAAUUUUCACUUUAGAAGAUAAAGUGAGAUCUCUCAUCCUUGAAUGAUUUCUCUCUCACACUUUCUCUUGGUCCCACCUAUGAAAUAAAUGGUGAGAGAUUACACCUUACCCUCUAAAGUGAAAUUCAAAAUUUAGAGGAUUCAAAUCCCAAGGUUUGCUAGUUGAACUCCACUAGCCGUGUCUUACUGCGCCAACUGUUUUUUGUAACAUGUCAGCAGCUCUCUUGGCUUAUAACCUAAUUUUACAUAAUCGCAUUAAGCAUUUUGAGUUGAAUCUAUAUUUUGUUCAUGACCGGUUGAUAAAAGGCCUGGUGGCUGUAAGUCAUGUCCCCACAAUAGAAUAGAUUGUAAACAUAUUGACUAAACCACUGUCAACUAUACUCUUUGAGAAGUUUAAGGACAAAGAUUGGCAUUAAUGACUUCCUGAGUUUAUGGGAGAAUGUAAAGAUAACAAAGAGUAGUUAUAUUCUAUUAGGAAGUUAGUUAUAACUGUCCCUAUUAUUGGUAGAUAUAAGUUGAGUCAGUGCUAUAUAUAUAGACAUAGUUGUAUCAGUAAUUCAUUCAAUACGGUAUUCAUUUUCACAUUA